This is a messenger RNA of Drosophila miranda, 2088 nucleotides long. It is a transcript of the gene Sam-S, whose product is annotated as S-adenosylmethionine synthase. Lineage: Eukaryota; Metazoa; Arthropoda; Insecta; Diptera; Drosophilidae. Bases 185 to 1408 code for a protein of 407 amino acids. Gene Ontology annotation, molecular function: methionine adenosyltransferase activity; ATP binding. The transcript has 7 exons. Gene Ontology annotation, cellular component: cytosol. The record is from RefSeq and is a predicted model, not a curated record. Gene Ontology annotation, biological process: S-adenosylmethionine biosynthetic process.
UAACUCCAGAACGCUAGGAAAGUUUUGCGGCCCCAACAACCAACAAAGAGCGCCACCGUAAACCCCAAAAAUAUAUUCUCCCGCUCACUCUCCCGCUUCUAUAUUCGCUCCCGCUCACGAAAAAUUCUGGCGAACGAGCUUAAUCCACAACUGAACGAAAAGAAUUAAACGAAUUCCACCCAAAAUGCCGCAAAAGACAAACGGACACAGCGCCAAUGGUUGUAAUGGCAGCAAUGGAAAUUCCUAUGACAUGGAAGAUGGACAAACAUUCCUAUUUACUUCCGAAUCUGUUGGCGAGGGUCAUCCAGACAAAAUGUGCGAUCAAAUCAGCGAUGCUAUCUUGGAUGCACAUCUCAAGCAGGAUCCUAACGCGAAAGUAGCAUGUGAAACUGUUGCAAAAACAGGUAUGAUUCUGCUCUGCGGCGAGAUCACAUCGAAGGCCGUUGUCGAUUACCAGAAGGUUGUACGUGAGACAGUCCAGCAUAUCGGCUACGAUGACUCCUCCAAGGGUUUCGAUUUUAAAACGUGCAACGUGCUUUUGGCAUUGGACCAACAAUCUCCCGAAAUUGCUGCUGGCGUGCAUGUCAAUCGCCCUGAGGAAGAAAUCGGUGCCGGAGAUCAGGGAAUCAUGUUUGGAUAUGCUACCGAUGAGACCGAUGAAUGUAUGCCUCUCACUGUAGUGCUGGCCCACAAGCUGAACGAAAAGAUUGCUGAGCUGCGCCGCUCGGACGUGUUCUGGUGGGCUCGCCCUGACUCCAAGACUCAAGUAACCUGCGAGUAUCUCUUCAAUCAAGGCUCGGCAGUGCCCAAGCGCGUUCAUACUAUUGUCGUUUCCAUGCAACACUCGGAGAAGAUUUCGUUGGAAACUCUGCGUUCGGAGGUUAUGGAGAAAGUUGUGAAAGUUGUCAUUCCCGCCAAAUACUUUGAUGCCAACACCAUUGUCCACAUCAAUCCGUGCGGACUCUUCGUCAUUGGUGGUCCGAUGGGUGACGCUGGUCUAACGGGCCGCAAAAUCAUUGUGGAUACCUAUGGAGGUUGGGGUGCACAUGGCGGUGGUGCCUUCUCCGGCAAGGAUUUUACCAAGGUUGACAGAUCUGCGGCGUACGCAGCACGCUGGGUUGCCAAAUCCUUGGUAAAGGCUGGACUCUGCAAGCGCUGCCUCGUUCAGGUCUCGUACGCCAUUGGCUUGGCCGAGCCUCUGUCUAUCACUGUGUUUGACUACGGUACUUCCCAUAAAUCACAAAAGGAACUGCUCGAGAUUAUCAAACGCAACUUUGACCUUAGGCCCGGCAAGAUUGUGAAGGACUUGAACCUGCGUCAGCCGAUUUACCAGCGCACUAGCACAUACGGUCACUUUGGACGCGACGGAUUCUCGUGGGAGGAGGCAAAGCAUUUGGAGAUCAACUGACUAGACGCUGAAAAACCGUUGCCACCGUCACCGAGUGCUAAAAGGUUGAAGCCAUCAACAGAAACACCAACAGCAACGUAAUUUUUAGUUUUUGUUUUUAAAAGUUAAAAGUCAGAGAAGCAGUCUGCAUCCGCCUGCAGCCCGUCUUGGGCUUUUGUUUUUUACUGUAUCUGCGCUCUACGCUAUUUAAUUUAAAACAAUUCGAUGUGUGCAGUCCUCUCACACAGCAUAAGUUGUAGUUGUCAUACUAUCCGCCUAUAUUUACUUAAUAGACAGCUCCCCUACAAUUGAUGAGCUUAAGGUAUACAUAUACAUAGUGUAGAUUUCUCGCUCAGAUCUGUUAUCACAAAAAAGGAGCCAGCCACCCCCACCCGACCCUCUUGUAACCGUCAAGGUAAUUCAGUUGGCCUCUUUCAAAUUGUAUAAAAUCUUGGAUAUGCUUUGACUAGAAAUUACACACAUUUAUUAUGUUUAAAUUGUACACAUAUUUUUGUAUCUUUUAUUAUUGCCACUAUAUGUUGUCGAUUGUGCGUUGUAUGCGUUUGCCCAAAAGUUUUUAAUCAACAUGCUUGUAUGUAUGUAUAUUAUACACUGUCCUUGUAUUUCUGUAACCAACUAUAAGAUAAUGUAUUUUCCUUUACAAAAAUAUAUUAAAGAUCCAAACGAAUGACCCACAUGCA